UCCCCAUUAACUCCUCCUCCUCCUCCUCCUCUGAUCACAACACCUAUCACUAAUGGCUGAUGAAGAUCGUAUGACGUUAGCACCGACAGAAAUCUAUGGACGGAGCGAUGAAGAACAACAGAACGGACCAAAAAUCUGGCGUCGGAAAACAGAGGAGCCUCCAGGAAACUGUCUUGUCUACUCCUUAACAAUCGUCGUCAUCGUCUUCGCAGUCUGCCUCAUCCUCUCCUUGAUCUUUCUCCGUAUCUCAAAACCAGAGAUCGAAACCGUAUCUAUAUCCACAAGAGAUCUCCUAUUCAGCGGCAACUCAACGAACCCUUACUUCAACGCGACGCUAGUGAGCGAUAUCUCGAUUCGAAAUUCGAACUUCGGAGCUUUCGAGUUCGAGGAUACUUCGUUGAGGAUUGUUUACGCUGAUCAUGGAGUUGUGGGAGAGACGACGAUUGGCGGGAGACGGGUAGAGGCUCAUAAGACGGUUAGAGUAACCGGGAUUGAGGCUGAGAUCGGUUCGUUUCGGUUAUUGAAUACGAGGGGUUUGGAUUCGGAUUUGAGGUCUGGGUUUUUGGAACUGACAAGUGUUGCUCAGGUUAGAGGAAGGAUUAAAGUGAUGGGAAGGAGAAAAUGGAAAAUUGGUGUGAUGAGUUGCACCAUGAGACUUAAUUUAAACGGCCGGUUUAUUCAAAAUUUGUUAUGUGAUUAGUAGUUAGUUUUUUUUUUUUUUUGUCAACGAUUAGUAGUUAGUUAUUGAUCGGUUUUGUUAUCCGGUUCAGAA
Brassica oleracea var. oleracea is the source of this 772-nucleotide messenger RNA. RefSeq names its product late embryogenesis abundant protein At1g64065. Gene Ontology annotation, cellular component: plasma membrane. The transcript has a single exon. Lineage: Eukaryota; Viridiplantae; Streptophyta; Magnoliopsida; Brassicales; Brassicaceae. The coding region runs from base 53 to 700 and encodes 215 amino acids. The record is from RefSeq and is a predicted model, not a curated record.